Messenger RNA from Tribolium madens (black flour beetle), 1399 nucleotides. Its product is annotated as lysosomal aspartic protease-like. Gene Ontology annotation, biological process: proteolysis; cell death. Gene Ontology annotation, cellular component: lysosome. The record is from RefSeq and is a predicted model, not a curated record. The transcript is spliced from 7 exons. Bases 138 to 1289 code for a protein of 383 amino acids. Lineage: Eukaryota; Metazoa; Arthropoda; Insecta; Coleoptera; Tenebrionidae. Gene Ontology annotation, molecular function: aspartic-type endopeptidase activity.
ACCAACUAUUUUGCUCGAAUAAACAACAGUUUGAUAUCUUCUUAUUAAUCUUUUUGUUAUCGCGGGAGUUCUUAUAAAUACAAAUAGCCGGCAGAGUUAAAGUUCAGUUGGUUCAUUCCGAUCUCUUUCUCACCACAAUGCUGAGGUCAAGUGUGAUAUUUUUGAUAGUUUGUGUACUUGUUGCAAAUGCUUUUGUCAGAGUGCCUUUAUAUAAGGUGAAGUCCGCUAGACGCAGUUUACAAGAAGUGGGCACACAUGUACAACAAGUCCGUAUGAGAUAUGGGGGCCCAACUCCUGAACCUCUCUCCAACUAUCUAGAUGCCCAAUAUUACGGUCCGAUUUCAAUUGGGAACCCCCCGCAGAAUUUCAAGGUUGUUUUUGACACCGGAUCAUCCAAUUUAUGGGUGCCUUCCAAGAAAUGUCAUUAUACAAACAUAGCUUGCUUGCUACACAAUAAGUAUGAUUCUUCACAAUCAAAAACCUACAAGAAAAACGGGACUGAUUUUGCAAUUCAGUAUGGAUCAGGGAGUUUGAGUGGGUUUUUAUCAACCGAUGUUGUUACAGUUGGUGGUUUGAAUGUACAGCAGCAAACAUUUGCAGAAGCCAUGAGCGAACCAGGUUUGGCAUUUGUUGCCGCUAAAUUUGACGGAAUUUUAGGAAUGGCUUACAACCGCAUCUCAGUUGAUGGUGUCACUCCAGUUUUCUAUAAUAUGAUGCAACAAAAUUUAGUCGCCCAACCCGUCUUCUCAUUCUACCUUAAUAGAGAUCCAAGUGCUCCACAAGGUGGCGAAAUCAUUUUGGGAGGAUCUGAUCCUGCUCACUAUAAAGGAGACUUUACUUAUUUACCUAUUGAUAGACAAGCUUAUUGGCAAUUCAAGAUGGACAGCUUGAGUGUUGGCAAAAACACGUUCUGCGCAAAUGGUUGCGAGGCGAUUGCCGAUACCGGCACUAGUUUAAUUGCUGGACCUGUGAGCGAAGUUCAAGGAAUCAACAAAGCCAUUGGCGCUACGCCCAUUGUCGGAGGGGAAUACAUGGUGGACUGCAAUUUGAUUCCCAACCUACCACUGAUCGACUUCAAGUUAGGAGGCAAAAAUUUCACGCUAGAGGGAAAAGACUAUGUGCUUAGAGUGGCACAAAUGGGCAAAACUAUUUGCUUAUCUGGUUUUAUGGGGAUUGAUAUUCCCCCACCAAAUGGACCCCUAUGGAUUUUGGGCGAUGUAUUCAUCGGGAAGUUUUAUACAGAGUUUGAUUUAGGAAAUAACAGAGUUGGUUUUGCUGUCGCUGCUUAAAUAGUUUUCUGUUUAUAUAAUUCCAAAGAUUUUUUUGUAGAUUUCUACCAUUUUAAGUUGUAAAGCUUGUAGAUACCUUUAAUAAAGUUUUGUUGCAGUUUUCCUUAAUA